AUGCUUCGUAACGCCGCUGCCGGCGCUCGAAAGGCCGUCACGGAGCUUUCACAAUUUCCUAAGCCCGGCGAGAAGCUUCACGGCUUCACCCUUGUCCGGUCCAAGCAUGUUCCUGAGCUUGAGUUGACGGCUCUUCACCUUCAGCAUGACAAGACAGGAGCCGAUUAUCUGCACAUUGCCCGCGACGACAGUAACAAUGUCUUUUCCAUCGGUUUCAAGACGAACCCUCCGGAUGAUACCGGUAUUCCUCACAUUCUAGAGCAUACGACACUAUGCGGUAGUGAAAAAUAUCCCAUUCGUGACCCUUUCUUCAAGAUGCUUCCCCGAACACUAUCGAACUUUAUGAACGCGUUCACGGCAUCAGACCAUACUUUCUACCCCUUUGCGACAACCAACGCGCAGGACUUCAAGAACCUCAUGUCUGUGUACCUCGACUCAACAUUGCACCCACUGCUCAAGAAGUCCGACUUUACCCAGGAGGGUUGGCGAAUUGGUCCCGAGAACCCACUUGCUGAGGACGAGGCGAGCAAGAAGUUGGUAUUCAAGGGCGUGGUUUACAACGAGAUGAAGGGCCAGAUGUCAGAUGCUGGGUAUUUAUACUACAUUCGCUUCCACGACCAUAUCUUCCCCGAUAUCAACAACUCGGGUGGCGACCCCCAGAAGAUCACAGAUUUGACAUACGAGCAACUGCGAAAGUUCCACGCCGAGCACUACCACCCGAGCAAUGCCAAGGUCUUCACUUACGGUGAUAUGCCCUUGGUUGACCACUUGCAGCAAGUCGAUGCUCAACUCCAGGCUUUUGAGAAGAUACAGGGUGACAGGCAAAUUCACGAACCCGUAACACUGACCGGCCCCAAGGAAGUUACUCUGUACGGCCCACUUGAUCCUCUUGUCGACCCUGAUCGUCAGUACAAGACCUCUGUGUCAUGGAUCAUGGGUGACACCACAGAUGUGUUGGAGUCUUUUUCUCUGGCACUUCUAUCAACCCUCUUGAUGGAUGGUUAUGGUUCUCCUCUGUACCGAGGUCUUGUUGAGGCUGGCAUGGGUGCUGAUUGGAGCCCCAACGCUGGAUAUGAUAGCUCUGCUAAGAAGGGAAUUUUCUCUAUCGGUCUCACUGGUGUUCAGGAGGCUGAUGUUCCUAAGCUCAAGGAGAAGGUUCAGCAGAUCUUGAGGGAAGUCCGAGAGAAAGGCUUCGACAAGACCAAGAUCGAUGGAUCUCUCCAUCAGCUCGAGUUAUCGCUCAAGCAUAAGACUGCCAACUUUGGGUUUUCCAUGCUGAACCGUCUCAAGCCCAAGUGGUUCAACGGUGUGGACCCCUUUGAUUCAUUGGCUUGGAACGAUACCAUCAAUGGUUUCCAAGCUAAGAUGGCUGAGGGCAACUACCUAGAAGGUCUCAUUGACAAGUAUCUACUGAACGACAAUACUUUGACAUUCACAAUGGCCCCUUCAAGCACCUACGGAGAAGAUCUUGUCAAGGAGGAACAGGAGCGACUUUCUACCAGAAUCCAAGCAGCUAUCAAGGAGGCUGGCAGCGAAGAGAACGCCCGGAAGCAUUUCGAGAAGCAAGAGCAGGAGUUGCUGGUUGAACAAAACAAGACUAACACUGAGGACCUCGGCUGUCUGCCCACUGUUCACGUCAAGGAUAUCCCCCGAAGCAAGGAGCCUGUGGUUGUGCGAGACGAGAAUGCCAACGGCACCAAGAUCCAGUGGCACGAGGCUCCUACGAACGGCUUGACAUACUUCCGUGCCAUCAACACGUUGGAGAACUUGCCUGAUGAGCUUCGCGAGCUGGUCCCUCUGUUUACCGACAGCAUCAUGCGUCUUGGUACUAAGGACCUGAACAUGGAGCAGCUUGAAGACUUGAUCAAGCUCAAGACUGGUGGUGUUUCAGUUGGGUACCACUGCACCCCGUCUCCCACCGAUUUCCACGCUGCUAGUGAAGGCCUCAUCUUCACCGGUAUGGCCCUGGAUCGCAAUGUUCCCGUCAUGUUCGAUAUCAUCCAAAAGCUCGUUUUGGGAACUGAUUUCGACAGCCCAGAGGCAGCUCUCAGGAUUCGACAGCUGCUGCAGGCAUCUGCUGACGGUGUUGUGAACGAUAUUGCAUCCACUGGCCAUCGGUUCGCGAUGGGUAGUGCUGAAUCUGGUCUCACCCGCUCCUCGUGGCUUCGACAACAAGUUUCCGGCCUUUCUCAGGUGCAGCUGGUGACUUCAUUGGCUAGCCGACCCGAGACAGACAAGCUUGAAGAUGUUAUUUCCAAGUUGAAGCAGAUUCAGAGCAUUGCACUAGCGGGAGGAAACCUACGCACAGCAAUUACCUGCGGCCCAGAGAGUGUUGCAGAGAACAGUGCUUCUCUGCAAAAGUUCGUGGGUAACCUCUCCCGCGAUCCUCUGGACCUGAAGAAUCUGUCUCCUCGUCAACUUCCUAAGGAUAGCAAGACGUUCUAUCCUCUGCCUUACCAAGUUUAUUAUGGUGGAUUGUCAGUACCAACCACGUCAUACACGGCAGCGGAGGGUGCACCUCUCCAGAUCCUGUCACAGCUCCUUACACAUAAACACCUGCAUCACGAGAUCCGUGAGAAGGGUGGCGCAUAUGGUGGAGGUGCUUACUCCCGCGCUCUCGAUGGCCUCUUUGGCUUCUACUCUUACCGUGACCCCAACCCUCAAAACACUCUGAGCAUCAUGCGCGGUGCUGGGCAAUGGGCUGUCGAUAAGAAGUGGUCAGACCGUGACCUUGAGGAGGCCAAGAUCUCUGUAUUCCAGGGAGUUGAUGCCCCCAAAUCUGUGAACCAGGAGGGCAUGGGCCGAUUCCUCUCAGGUAUCACUGAGAAGAUGAAGCAAAAGAAGCGUGAGCAGCUUCUUGACGUAACCGAGGACCAAGUGCGCGAGGUGGCGCAGCGCUACCUCGUUGACGGACUUGCCAAGGGCGAAGCCAGAGUCGCUUUCCUUGGAGAGAAGCAGUCCUGGGUCGACGGCGAAUGGAAGAUCCGCGAAAUGGAUGUCAAGGGCGCCGAGCAAGGCUAA
This is a messenger RNA of Fusarium musae, 3021 nucleotides long. RefSeq names its product Mitochondrial presequence protease (gene CYM1). The transcript has 2 exons. Gene Ontology annotation, biological process: protein processing. Gene Ontology annotation, cellular component: mitochondrial matrix. Lineage: Eukaryota; Fungi; Ascomycota; Sordariomycetes; Hypocreales; Nectriaceae. Gene Ontology annotation, molecular function: metal ion binding. Bases 1 to 3021 code for a protein of 1006 amino acids. The record is from RefSeq and is a predicted model, not a curated record.